AUGCAUCUGAUUCACCGAUUAACGCUCGCCAGGUCGAUAUUCCCCGGUAUCAUAUCGGCAAGCCCAGCAUCAGCACACUUGAUCGGGAGGUCCUAUGGCAGCGAUAACAAGCCACAGGGAGGAGGCUAUGUGCCUGCUUCCAAAAGGAGCCGUGAGCUAGAACAUCCCGGGCCCCCACCGCCAAACACCAGCGAAGUAUCGCAAAACACAGGCGCCCCCGUUGAUACAGAUGACGCAACAUCUUACCCGAACCUUGAACGACAAUCGCAGAGAAAGGAGCCUUCCAACAAGGCCCGGCCAACCCUGAGCGACGGCCGGGAAUCGCCCAAUGUCGAUCUUCAGGGUAAUGUUAGAGAGGAUCUGCCGGAGGAUGUGAAGCAGCACAAUCGGGAGUUGCAGCAAAGAUACGAUAGGGCGUAUAAUCAGAUUGUGGAUGGGGGGAAAGUGAGUAAAGGGUUCUGGAAGGGGGGUGGUGGAAGUUUGACUGAGGAUCAGGGCGGCGCCAGAAGGAAUGGCGGACAUUGA
Messenger RNA from Talaromyces atroroseus, 525 nucleotides. RefSeq lists its product as hypothetical. The transcript is spliced from 2 exons. The record is from RefSeq and is a predicted model, not a curated record. NCBI's taxonomy places the organism in Eukaryota, Fungi, Ascomycota, Eurotiomycetes, Eurotiales, Trichocomaceae. Bases 1 to 525 code for a protein of 174 amino acids.